Molecule: messenger RNA, 3319 nt
Organism: Sabethes cyaneus
Lineage: Eukaryota; Metazoa; Arthropoda; Insecta; Diptera; Culicidae
Gene: PolD1
Product: DNA polymerase delta catalytic subunit
Exons: 3
Coding region: 28-3312 (1094 amino acids)
Biological process (GO): DNA-templated DNA replication; base-excision repair, gap-filling; DNA replication proofreading
Cellular component (GO): delta DNA polymerase complex
Molecular function (GO): DNA-directed DNA polymerase activity; DNA binding; nucleotide binding
Source: RefSeq, a predicted model, not a curated record
GUUUUGCGGCGUUUUGAUUUGUAAGCAAUGUACGCUAAACGUAAGGAUUUCUCAAAAGGAGGAGGGCCGUCAGGGUCUCAAAAGAAAUUCCGAACUGGAGAUGACGAUGAAGAUGAAUUUGAAAGCCAUUUCGAAGCCGAACUGGCCAACAUGGAAGGGGAUGAAAUGUUGGAACAAGCACAUUUGGUCGGCCAGGGGCCGGAAGUCGAAAACACCUGUGCCAAAUGGAGCAGGCCCCAACCAAGAGAUUAUAAUCCGAAUCAAGAUGCGUUGAUAUUCCAACAAAUUGAUAUUGAGCAUUACGUCGGACAACCGAUGCCGGGAAUGCCUGGAGCGCAAAUCGGACCCGUUCCUGUUAUGCGUAUGUUCGGAAUCACUGAGGAAGGGAAUUCGGUUUGUGCUCAUGUUCAUGGUUUUACGCCGUAUUUGUACGUUGCGGCUCCGCGAGGGUUCACCAAGUCUCAUCUGGCAGAGUUUCGAACUGCGCUGGACAAAUCAGUGCUAAAUGAUAUGCGUUCGAACAAAGACAACGUUCAGGAAGCAGUACUGGAUGUUGAGUUGGUUCAGCGUCAGUCUAUUCUUGGUUACAACGGAGAGGAUAAAUUCACUUUUAUCAAAGUGAUGGUGGCUUUGCCGAAAUUGUUAGCAGCUGUCAAGAGAUUGCUGGAGAAAGAACAGAUGAUGCCGGAAAUGGACUUUCAGGACUGUCGAGUUUAUGAAAGUAACAUAGAUUUUGACAUUCGAUUUAUGGUAGAUACCGAUGUAGUCGGAUGCAGCUGGAUAGAGUUGCCUGCAGGAACUUGGCGAUUGCGCAAGAAAGGAACCAGUCCUAACAUGGAAACACGAUGUCAGAUUGAAGUGGAUGUUGCUUAUAAUAAAUUUGUGGCCCAUGCCCCAGAAGGUGAAUGGAGUAAGGUGGCUCCAUUUCGUAUUCUUAGCUUCGAUAUUGAAUGUGCAGGAAGAAAGGGCAUCUUUCCAGAACCACAGCACGAUCCGGUGAUUCAGAUAGCAAACAUGGUGAUUCGUCAGGGAGAACAGGAACCGUUUUUGAGGAACGUUUUCACUUUGAAAGGUUGUGCUCCCAUCGUGGGAUCACAGGUUCUUAGCUAUGAUUCGGAACAAGAACUGCUGAAUAAGUGGGCUAGUUUCGUGCGCGAACUGGAUCCUGACAUUCUAACCGGUUAUAAUAUUAACAAUUUCGAUAUACCUUAUCUGCUGAACCGGGCUAACCAUUUGAAGGUUAAAAAUUUUGAAUACCUCGGUCGAGUAACAAACAUCCGGUCAGUUAUUAAGGAGACUGUCAUUCAGUCCAAACAGAUGGGACGCAGAGAGAACAAAUUUGUCAACUUUGAAGGACGUGUUCCGUUUGAUUUGCUGUUUGUUUUACUGCGAGAUUAUAAACUGAGAUCGUAUACGCUUAACGCGGUAAGUUACCACUUUUUGCAAGAACAAAAAGAGGAUGUUCAUCACAGCAUAAUCACAGAUUUACAAAACGAAAGUGAUCAAACACGACGACGAUUGGCGAUGUAUUGUCUGAAGGAUGCGUAUUUGCCUCUUAGAUUGUUGAAUAAAUUGAUGUGUAUUGUGAACUACAUGGAAAUGGCCCGUGUCACUGGCGUGCCAUUGUCUUGCUUGCUCACGCGUGGUCAGCAGAUCAAGGUGAUGAGUCAGUUACUUAGAAAAUGCAAAGAUUCUGGUUACAUCAUUCCUUCUUAUCAUGGUUCCGGCUCGGAAGAGCAAUAUGAAGGAGCUACGGUUAUUGAACCGAAACGUGGAUACUACGCGGAUCCUAUCUCGACGCUGGAUUUUGCCUCCCUAUACCCGAGUAUUAUGAUGGCUCACAAUCUAUGCUACACCACUCUGUUGCAGCCAGGAAAUAAAGACAAGUUGGGUUUAACUGAUGAUCAGACCACACGCACUCCAACAAACAAUGUAUUUGUGAAGAAUUCAGUUAGGAAAGGGAUCCUACCGGAGAUUUUGGAGUCGCUGCUCGCUGCUCGAAAGCGUGCUAAAGCUGACCUGAAAGUCGAAACGGAUUCAUUCAAACGUUCCGUACUGGAUGGUCGUCAGUUGGCGUUGAAAAUUUCCGCUAAUUCUGUGUAUGGUUUCACGGGUGCCCAGGUUGGUAAGCUUCCGUGCCUAGAAAUUUCCGGAUCUGUAACAGCGUACGGUCGAACUAUGAUCGAGCAGACAAAGCAGGAAGUCGAACAACGCUACACGGUGGAAAACGGCUAUGAAAACGAUGCUGUCGUAAUCUACGGCGAUACCGAUUCGGUGAUGGUUAACUUCGGAGUCAAAUCUCUCGAGCGAAGCAUGGAACUGGGCCGGGAAGCGGCCGAUUUCGUCAGUGCUAAAUUCGUUAAACCCAUCAAGCUGGAGUUUGAAAAGGUCUACUAUCCAUAUCUGCUAAUCAAUAAGAAGCGUUAUGCGGGUUUGUACUUCACCCGCCCGGACAAGUACGACAAGAUGGAUUGCAAAGGCAUUGAAACAGUACGACGCGAUAAUUCACCUUUGGUUGCCAAUCUUAUGAAUUCCUGUCUACAGAAACUGUUGAUUGAUCGCAAUCCGGAAGGAGCAGUCGAGCACGCGAAACAGGUAAUAGCUGACCUUCUGUGUAACCGAAUCGAUAUUUCUCAGUUGGUCAUAACUAAGGAAUUAGCGAAAACGGAUUACGCUGCAAAGCAAGCUCACGUUGAGUUGGCGAACAAAAUGAAAAAGCGAGAUGCUGGCAGUGCCCCCAAGCUAGGCGAUCGCGUUCCUUAUGUUAUUAUAACAGCAGCCAAAAACACUCCAGCCUAUAUGAAAGCCGAAGAUCCGAUUUACGUACUGGAGAAUUGCGUUCCCAUCGACGCAAACUACUAUCUGGAGAAUCAGCUUUCCAAGCCCUUGCUUCGUAUCUUUGAGCCAAUCCUAGGAGAAAAAGCUGAAUCUAUUCUGCUUAGGGGUGACCACACGCGGACUCGAUCGGUUGUUACGUCGAAAGUCGGAGCCUUAGCGGCUUUCACAAAAAAGCGAGACGCUUGUCUCGGAUGUAAAGCACUCCUUCCUGCCGGAUACGAAGGGCAAGCUCUUUGUCAACACUGCAAACCUAGAGAGGCGGCACUUUAUCAACACGAAUUGAGCGGACAGCGUAUGCUAGAGGAACGUUUCUGUCGCUUAUGGACACAAUGUCAACGCUGUCAAGGCUCACUCCACGAGGAGGUCAUCUGUACCAGUCGAGAUUGUCCCAUUUUCUACAUGCGCACGAAGAUCAGAAUGGAACUGGUCACGCAGGAAAAACGGGUUGCACGAUUUGGUGUGCCAACAUGGUAGUUUUGUU